GUAAAAGAAGUGUUUAUGUCUGUCUUGCAGUUUCUGUUCCUGUCCGAGGUUUGCAGUGGAGAGCUCAGACCACACAGGACCCCGUCCUCUCCAAACCCUGCUCAGCUCUCUGGGGGCAGUGUCCAGCUCUCUCACCUGUCUGCAGCUGCAUAGGAGGGCGGAGUGAGUGGCAGCUCUGCUGAUGGAGAGAGGCGGUCUGCAGGCAGGAGAUCACGUCGCUCUGGUGUUCCCGCCUGGUAUAGACCUGAGCGCAGCCUUUUAUGGCUGCCUGUACGCCGGCUGCGUUCCCAUCACAGUGCGACCGCCUCACCCUCAGAACAUCUCCACAACCCUGCCCACUGUUAAGAUGAUUGUCGAGGUGAGUCACUCGGCGUGUGUGAUGACCACCGCCGUCAUCUGUAAGCUGCUGCGCUCCAAAGAAGCCAUGGCCACGAUUAGCAUCAGGAACUGGCCCCCAGUCCUGGACAGCGGCUUUGCAGCGUCAGCAGAGAGUGAGCGGGACGUCGGCUGGGGUCGAGUGUGUGUUUUCCUGAAGAGACUCGGGAAGAAAGCCGACAGCAGGAGCCUCAGUUUGGCUCACUGUGAUCCGAAGGCUACAGACCUGCUGGAGCUUGAGUCUCGGAGGUGUGCUGCAGGUGGUUCACUCCGUUGCCUCCCCUCUGUGGGAGAGCUGGACCUGUCCUGUAACAAACUUCUAGCUGGUGGACUGAGUCGCCUCACCUUUCACCUGGCUCACGUCACACACCUGGAGAGACUCGACCUCCACCUGUGUUGCCUCACGCGAGAUGAUCUAGAGGCUCUGAUCCAGGUGCUGCCCUCUCUCACUGCACUGACAGAGCUUGAUGUUUCAUCCAAUAAGGAAGUGGGAGGUGUGGUCCACCCGCUGGUCUCCGCCCUCCCUGUGACACAAAUGAGGCGGCUGCCAUUCAACAGCUGCUACCUGAGCAACGAGUCCUUCACUGCUCUGGCUGCCGUGUGCAGACGGGGCUGUCUCUCCUCACUCCGUGCACUAGAUCUGUCCUACAACAGCUUGGUGGGAGACAACGGUUGGUGCAGUCUGUUUGCAGCAGGAGGUCUGGGCUCUCUGGAAGACGUGGAUGUCAGUUUGCGACCUUGAACCUCUGCUCCGUGCUCAGCCUGGCUGCCCUCUCUGCUCCAAGCUCUGCCUCAAAUGCCGGCGCUGGCUCGACUGGCCAUGCAGAGGUGGACAGCUGACUGUCAGGAGAGAGAGCAGCUGAGGUACUGUCUAAAGAAGAGGAGCGUCCUGCUGGAAUGGGAUCCAGAUUUACAAGACACAUCAUCAGCAUGUAAAGGGAACAGUCAGGAGAGCCUAGAAGAGAGUCAGCCUGAGGAGUAGGGAGCAGAAAGCCUGAGUUAUCUGAUCUCAAAUUAAAAAUCAUCACAGAGAGAUUUCAAAAGAGCAUUAGGGAAGAAAAACGCAAUCAGGUCUGAAAAACCUUCUGAUUACAAGUAAAUUUGUCCAAACAUUUGUACACUGUGACCAGCUGGGACAGGUCCUCUGGGACUGACCUUGAGUUUUACAAUGUUGAAUUCUUUGUUAGGUGUUUACAGUAUCGUUUAAUACUCUUUUGUUCUUGAGCAUGUUUGGAGUCUUUAUUCCGUGGGGUUUAUCCCUGUGUCUGUUUCCCUGUUGAGUUCGAUAUUCACACCGGAUGUGUCCCAUUUUAUUUUGGCGGUCAACUGUCAGAAACAUUUCAUGUUUAGUUUUUCGUCCCUCUCCUCUCUCAUUGUCAUUGAUCAUCUUCACCUGUUUUGUUGGCUUUCUGUGUUUAAAUGGUGGUGUCUUCUGUUUAUGAAGGACAAUGGAAUUAAUUUGCUUUUUAAUCUCAUGAACUUUAUCAUUCUGCACUUGGCUCCUCAUUUCAUGGACUUUGUAAUUCUGCAGUCAGACAACAGCCUAAAUAAAGAUUCACCUUUGUUACAUCU
Oreochromis aureus is the source of this 1947-nucleotide messenger RNA. RefSeq names its product leucine-rich repeat-containing protein 31. The transcript is spliced from 8 exons. Bases 182 to 1117 code for a protein of 311 amino acids. NCBI's taxonomy places the organism in Eukaryota, Metazoa, Chordata, Actinopteri, Cichliformes, Cichlidae. The record is from RefSeq and is a predicted model, not a curated record. Gene Ontology annotation, molecular function: protein binding.